AUGUCCAACGCAAACUUACCUUCAGUGGACUCGAAUACAUAUGCGACUUUUCAGUCUCCCCUUUCAAGAUGUGGCCACGGUCCAGGAUUGAUUCUCAUACGGCCUAGUUGCUAUGCGACAUGCCAAGCACAAAACAAAUCGCUGGACCCAGAGCCGCUGAUGAAAUGGGCAGAGGAAAGCUUCACAGUAGCUCAAAUUACCGUAGAGAGCGUGACUCAAGCAUCUCUACGUGAAUCAAUCAAUAAAGCCGAGCGUGGCUUGAUCGAACGAGGAUGUGAUACUCGAGAUAGGAUGGGGUUGAUAGUCUUUGGAUCCAAACAUGACUAUCCUCUCCAAUUUGAAGAGAUGCUACAGGGUGCAGUGGAAGACACAAAGCUGGUCGCUGCUGUAUUCUUUGAUACUUGGAAUGUCCCCUUCUUCCAAUCCACCAUGCUCCAUCUGCCUAAAACGAACACAGUAGUGAAGAAAGAAGGACAGGUCAUCCACAAAUACUCGGAUCUACCCGCAGCUUUCAUCAUCCCAGGCCAUGCGGACUUCAAUAUCUCAACAGCAGGGGUAUCGCACACCCGCAGCGUGGGAUUUAUCAAGAAACACCUCGGAGGACCAUUUUUUGAUCUGGAGAGUAUUUGGGAUGAACACACUUUCUACGAAUUCGGCGAUCGAUCCGUCGAGAAAACGAUGGCGACAAUGGUUCAGGAACCAUAUGUCAACCAUGUGCCUACGCGAUAUACUCCGCAGUUGACUGGUGGUAUUGGUCGAUCGCGAUUAAGUCACUUUUACCUCAAUCACUUUAUCUUCAAUAAUCCUGAUGACACGGCUUUGGAAUUGAUUAGCCGGACGGUCGGGACGGAUCGUAUUGUCGAUGAGUUUAUUUUCGUCUUCACGCACGCCAAGCAGAUGGACUGGAUGAUCCCCGGAAUUCCACCGACGGGUAAAUAUCUUCGCGUACCUUUUACUUCCGUUGUGAAUAUUCGCGGGGAUCGUCUGUUCCAUGAACAUAUUGCUUGGGAUCAAGCGACCGUACUUGUCCAGUUGGGCCUGUUGCCUGAAUACCUCCCUUAUCCAUAUCCACUACCCGAUGGAUCUGUUCCGGCCCCCGGAAAUAGGUUCGAGUAUCGUGUACCGGCAGCGGGCAUCGAGUGUGCAGAGAAAUUGCAGAAUGAGGACUCGGCGCCUUCGAACCGCAUGUUCGAAUAUAAAAUUCGAGAAGUGGCCAGGUCAGACGCGUAA
This is a messenger RNA of Penicillium soppii, 1230 nucleotides long. RefSeq lists its product as uncharacterized. The coding region runs from base 1 to 1230 and encodes 409 amino acids. NCBI's taxonomy places the organism in Eukaryota, Fungi, Ascomycota, Eurotiomycetes, Eurotiales, Aspergillaceae. The record is from RefSeq and is a predicted model, not a curated record. Gene Ontology annotation, biological process: polyketide metabolic process. The transcript has 4 exons.